Messenger RNA from Marchantia polymorpha subsp. ruderalis, 4582 nucleotides. The record is from the annotation of a GenBank genome assembly. Lineage: Eukaryota; Viridiplantae; Streptophyta; Marchantiopsida; Marchantiales; Marchantiaceae.
AUUGACGCAGAGGGAGGAGAGCUCGGACUGGAGGAAGCGAGGGAGGGAAGGGAGGCAGGGAGGGAGGCGGAGAAGCGAGAGGGAGAAGAGGGAAGGUGGAGCCCGUCGCGUGUGUUUGAAAACUCGAAUAAGGCGCAGCCGAGGAUCUGACCGAGGGCGUAAAGAACUGCACUGCUGCUGCUGUUGCUGCGGGGCAUCUGUGCUCGGAUCCGCCAUUCGGAGGCUGUUGCGAAAUCGUGAAGUAGCGAGUCGAGUCGAGUCUGGGGCCUUUGUAGCUUGCUUGUCGGAAGGGAGGGAGUGCGGAAGCGAGAGCCACUGUGAGGCGUGGCUCGAGAAAAGAAAUCUGUGGGUCGCCCUGGUGCAGCGUCGGGACGUGAUAAAUUGAAGCAGCGCGAGCAGGUCCAUCUGUCCGACACGCCAGUCGGGAAAUUACGUCCGCCGAGGCGUUUCCUGGAGCAAUUGUGUUGUGCAUUUUUUUCCUAGGCGAUCCGUCGUACCCUUCGCGUGGUCCUGGCUUUGAUUCAGCUCGAGGUCCAGGACGGAUAAAGAGAGCUGGGUGGCUCGUAUGCGGAUUAUGCAGAGAAGAAUGAUUUGUAACGUUCAUUAUAGGACUAGAAAUCGGAUUUUACGUGGGAGUAGUUUUGAUUGAGAAUCAGCUCAAGUGUAGACGAUCGCAGGGUGCGAUUGUCGAAGUUGAGCUGGUCGAUAGAAUCGGGCGAACAGAAGGGGAAGGGGGCAAAUGUUAUGAAGUGAAAGUACAAGGACUCUUACAUGAUCUUGCGGGUAGGCCUUGCGGUUACAUGUUCUGUAGCGGCGUUUACCGUUACCCACCUCAUCGGCAAGCGCGAGACCAACAAUCCUGACUCAGAUCGGCAGGAGAAGAAACGGCGCAAUGAUGAAUUCGAGUCGGAAACCUACGCCUUCGUUCCCGUUGACUCUGCGCCUCCGAAGGAAGAGGAGGAAGAAGUCAAGAGGGUAAACGCCAUCAGUCCAGCAGCCAGCGUCACGUCGCUCGCAUCGCUUGCGUCAUUCACGAGCGAACAAAAUGCGGAUCAGUUGCUUCUUCCUGAGUUCAAGGACCUCAUAUCAUUAGACUUGCCCCAUGAAGGGGGCGAGUAUGGGAAGGCUCGUGACGGCAAGAGGUACCGAAGGGUCCCUGGACCUCUCACCAGAAGAAGCACAGACCACGCUCCUUCUGAUGACGAUGAGCCCGUUAUCGAGGUGCCUGAAGAGUACCUCAUGGAAGAUGAAGAGGGUCGCAGAGAUUCUUCUGAUCUUUUUGAGUACGAUUUCAAGGACUACGUGGAUACGUUGGCAAACGAUGUGGAGGAGCUUGGGCAGUUGAGGAUUGCUGUCAAAGAAUUGAGGGAGAAGGAAAUGAGGAUGGAGGGUGAGCUGUUGGAGUACUAUGGCCUGAAAGAAAGAGAGAAUGAUAUCAUAUUGAUGGAGCAGGACUUGAAAAAUAAGGCCAUAGAAAUAGCUUCGCUGACCGCCAAGGUAGCUGCAAUGGAGGCGCGAGAACUUGCAACUGCUGAGAGACUAAAGAAGGAAACGUACAAUGUCGAGGAACUCAGGAAGGAAGUCGUCAACAUUGAGAACCUGAGAAGGGAAAUUUCCAGUGUUGAGACUCUCAAGAAGGACCUCAAUGAAGCGCGAGCGAAAAUCCGUGAGCUUCAAAAGCAGUUGCACAGUGAGUCCGGUCAGGCGAAGGCCGAGCUAAUCAUGCUCAAGCAGACAUUGAAGGAGCUGCAGCUAAAGGAGCAACAAAGUGAACCUAAGGAACAGAGGGAUCUUAAGAAAGAUAUGGAAAUUGAGAAGAAGCUACAACUGCUGAAAGAGUUAGAAGUGGAGGUUGUGGAACUACGGCGCACGAACAAGGAAUUACAGCACCAAAAGAGGGAACUUUUUGUCAAGCUCGGAGCUGCGGAGAACCAAAUUGCGCAAUUAUCUAAAAUUUCCGAGAGUGACUUGGUUGUUAGAGCAGAGGAAGACGCUGCGGCUUUAAGGCACGCAAACGAAGAUCUCUGCAAACAGGUUGAAGGAUUGCAGUCCAGUCGUUUUAGUGAGGUGGAGGAACUUGUGUACCUUCGCUGGGUUAAUGCUUGUUUACGAUAUGAAUUACGUAACUCCAGACCUCAAGAUGGCAAGUCCGGUGCCCUUGAUUUGAAUAAAGACCUCAGCCCAAGGUCCCAGGCACGAGCUAAACAGCUCAUGUUGGAGUACGCUGGUCCGGACGUUGAGAAGAUGCGACCGAAGGACGAAGAUGGCUACGAGAGUUCGACUUCAGAGCCUUCGAUCUCAUCCGAAUUGAGUGACUUCCACGAUCUUAGUGCUGACAGUUUUUCGGGUGCGCGGACAUCCUCUGUUAGCAGUAGCGGAAGGAAGUCACUGAUAGGAAAACUGAAGAAGUGGGGAAGUGCCAGAAAGGAGAAGGAUGGCGAUGCGCAUGACUUGGGAAGUCCCGGUUCCAGCGGUAGGAGUAGUCCUGGUCAUUACAGACAAGCUAGUGGUGGUGGGACUCCUAGGGGACCUCUGGAGUCACUUAUGCUGCGCAACCUGAGCGACGGCCCCCAUGAAAUUACCGCCUUUGGAACAAGGAAAGAUGAAUCUCCAGGUUCAGAUGGUGGAAGAUCUCCGAGCAACCUUUCAAUAACCAAGGCCGGUUUGAAGCCCGUCAAAACAAGGGAGAAACCAGAUUUCAGUGGAGUAGCAACUUCUUUCAGUCUCAUGGCUAAAACUGCAGGGCCACUCGAUGAGAAAUACCCGGCAUUCAAGGACAGACAUAAAGCAGCCGUGGAGAGAGAGAAAACGAUCAAGAAGAAGGUUGAGGAGAAGAUUGAAGAGGCAGCUGCUGCCAAGCGUACGGAGGUAGUCAAGAUGACACCCGCAGAAAUCGAGAAGAGAGCUCUCAGGGUACCUAAACCUCCUCCCAAGCCUUCGGCCUCUACACCAGCAGCCGGCCCAGCUAUUCCUAGACCCCCGGGAGCUGGAGGGCCUCCUCCCCCACCUCCUCCUCCACCUCCUCCAAGACUUCCAGGUGCUCCUGGUGCUCCUCCACCGCCUCCACCACCUCCUCCUCCUGGUGGUAAACUUGGAGCUAGUGUUGGUGGAAAUAAGAUGCAACGGGCUCCAGAAGUUGUAGAAUUCUACCAGUCUUUGAUGAAAAUUGGUGCGAAGAAGGAGCUCGCUGCCUCCGGUGGGAAUUCCGCUGAAGCAAGGAACAACAUGGUCGGAGAACUUGAGAAUCGCUCUGCGCAUCUCUUGGCUAUUAAAGCGGACGUGGAAACACAGGCAGAUUUUGUUAAAUCGUUGGCCACAGAAGUCAGAGGAGCCCAAUACACCGAUAUUGAGGACGUCGUGGCUUUCGUCACCUGGCUCGAUGAUGAACUCUCUUUCUUGGUUGACGAGCGUGCUGUCUUGAAACACUUUGAUUGGCCAGAGAACAAGGCUGAUGCUCUGCGUGAAGCCGCUUUUGAGUAUUUAGACCUUAAGAAGCUUUGUACGGAAAUAUCCACUUAUGAAGAUGACUUGCGGGUUCCAACAGAUUCUGCUCUGAAGAAGAUGUUGGCUGCUCUAGAGAAGGUCGAGCAAAGCGUGUUUGCUCUUCUUCGGACGAGAGACAUGGCGAUGGCUCGAUACAAGGAGUACAGCAUACCUACCAACUGGAUGUUGGAUAGUGGGUUUAUUGGCAAGAUCAAGCUUGCUUCUGUAAGAUUAGCUAAGCAGUACAUGAAGAGAGUAGCUUUGGAGCUGGACACUCUGGGCAAUGGUCCAGAGAAGGAGCCAGUGCGGGAGUUUUUCUUGCUGCAAGGUGUUCGAUUCGCUUUCCGAGUACACCAGUUUGCUGGUGGUUUCGAUCCCGAAAGUAUGAAAGCAUUUGAGGAGCUACGCAACCGGGCCCAUAAGAGGGUUACUCCCGAAGCAGCGGCAGAGGAGACUUGAUACACCAUCUAAACUCUACUAUGGCUGUGAGGUUUUGCCAUAUGACGUCAUCUAAUCUGAAAGGAGCUCUCCCUCUUUUCUAUUUAAAGUGAACCAGGGAGUGCUGUCUGAAUUUUUGUCUGAAAGAGUCAAUGAACGUUCUGAAAGGUAUCGUGAUCUUCUGAUGCAUGGAUGGCAUCUCGUGCCGCUUGUGCUGAAGAGGACGGGCUGAAGAUGGGUGCUUUCACUAUCGUGAGAAUCACCCAGAGCGUACACUUUGCUCAUGGAACCUGUCAUUGUUAGCUGUCCGGCCGCUUGUAGCAUAAGAAUUCUAGAGAAGUUGGCAUUUGUGUAUUUCCGCAUGGUUUGGCCGUGCCAGUUUCCUGCCCGAAUUGUCGCUGCUCUUUGUAAACUGGCUUCUGUAAGUUCACAAAACUGUCUCUCUGCUCUUCUCUCCUAUCUGCACGCAAAGAGAAAGUCAGUGACGGGAGAUAACGACAACAAAAUGACCCAUCAAUAGUGGACUCUCCCGAGUUGUUUCCUCCGAACCGUCUCAAAAAUGUGCCCAUAUUUCACAGGGAAGGGGUGCCGCUUGCAUGAUGCUAUUCCAUCCCAACGUCUUCUUAACUGUCCAUAAGAUUUUGUAUAUGAAUAAAGGAUC